AUGAGUUCGAGAAAUAGUCUCGAGAUGAGGUGUCUAGCCGAUACGGUGCUAGCAAACGAGAACGAUUCUCUCCUAACGCACGUCAACAGAACGGAAAACACCACAUUGAGUCCGGCAGCAACCAUCACGGACGAGAACCGGGACGGAAACGAUGUCGGAGAAUAUCCUACGGCCGACGAAACCUUCGACAAUGCAGACCAAAUUUGUCUUACAUACGCGAGCAAAAAAAUACUAGGUCAAUACAUUCCCGAAAUCAACGAGGAGCAUGUGCGGUCUAAAACACGCAAGAACGCCGCAUCCAAACGAUCCAAAAUGCUUCGCAACCAGUUUAUUGCGGCAACUGUUAUAUGCGUGGCAAAUAUAGUCCUACUAGUCUGUGUUUGGGUGUACUUCCCGCCGGAUUCACGGGGCAUUGGAACCCUACGCAUGAGCGACUGCUCUGAGAUAUCAUCUAUCAACAGCGGGAUACAUGUCAUUCUCAACGUAAUAUCCUCCCUAUUCCUUGGUGCUGGUAGCUACUGUAUGCAAAUUUUGGUCUCACCAUCUCGACGGGAGAUGGAUGGAGCGCAUGCUCAAGGCGUCUCGCUCGAUAUUGGCAUACAGAGUUUUCGCAACCUACGUUGGAUCAAGCGGCGCAGAAUAUUUCACUGGUUAGGACUCGGGAUUCUGUCAAUCUGUUUGCAUCUAUUUUGGAACUCUCUCUUCUUCGCCUCGACCCCAGUCGUGAGUUACGUUUCAGCUACAGUUACAAGCGACUUCCGGGAAGGGCAUGAUUGGGCCUUGGAUCCUCUUCCAGAUUGGCUUUCUAAAUACGCAUCUACACGCGACUGGACCCCAGUGCUCGAGUUGUACUACCAGGUGACCAAUUUCACGCGCCUAAACAAGCGAGACUGCAUGCUUGAAUAUAUCGACCCUCUCACUCCUAAGAAACCCUUGGUUGUUGUGGCAUCCAACAUCACAGCCGCUGAGAACUACGGCAACACACUUAUCAGUGGUUUAAUUACAGAGUAUGAUGUUUGGAGUCGGUCGCCCUGGUGGAUAUGUUCAGCAUAUAAUCCCGGCUACAAGUCUUUAUGCUCCAAAGAAUGGGCCGAUACCUUUAUUGACGACUGGGUAGUCAUCACAUAUACCCACGAAGAGAAAGAUAAGCCUGGUUGGCCUUUCGAAGUGAAGAUCGAUUACUGCCUUGUCGGUGCCGAGAACGCCAACAGCCCUCAAUGUGGCUUGCACUAUGGAACACAGGUCUUUACUGUCGUGAGUGUUUGCACAUUGCUUCAAUGCUACUUCAUUUCGCUUGUUUGGUGGUCGUCUCGCACGAAAGCUGGAUCCUGCCAAAGUGAGAGUACGAUGGUCUUGAUGGGUGAUGCUAUCGCGGAGUAUUUAGAACAUCCGGGAGAUGUGUCAAGUUCACAGGCCGUUCGUAUGCGCCAACAGGUCUGGUGCCCCCAACGCCGGCUUUCGUGGUUCAAAGCGGUUAGCCGCAAGCUUGUCGGCGACCAGUGGGUGCGAUUUUUACACCCAGAUGGAAAGAAGUCACUGCGCGUUUCUACGCCGACUGGAAUGCAGCGCUCGUCCUACGUACUCUCCCUUCCUCUCACAUACUCAAUCGCCCUCAUCAUCGCUAUGAUAAUACUUCACUGGCUUGUGUCUGAAAGUCUGUUCGUUGUGCAAACCAUAGGCUUCGAUACCAACGGCAAGCUAUUGGAUUCCUCGAGCUUCAGCGGCUCAGUGGUCGGAUAUUCAUUACUUCCCAUCGUCCUUGCAACCAUAUGGGGAGGUGUCAUGGUGAUAGGGCUGCUUGUCAAUUCUUUCGCGCGGAAUCAUCAAGACGUGCCACAAGAGUUCUUGAAAUGGGGAUCUAGCAGUGCCCAUAUCGAAUCUCUGUGCUCCAGACCAGACGAGGACUAUGAUGCGCAUCUGUUCCCUCUAAGCAUAGGUGUUGUUUCAGAUAGUCUCCCAGGAGGCAUCAGUGGUCCACCUCGACUUUCCUUUUCAACAGAUAUUCAUUUGCGCUUACCUCAAGAUGGAGAGGUAUACAUGCUUCCCGCAAGAAAAGAAAAACGGUUUGAAAAGCCACCUGGACAUAGGCAAUAA
This is a messenger RNA of Penicillium coprophilum, 2094 nucleotides long. RefSeq lists its product as uncharacterized. The record is from RefSeq and is a predicted model, not a curated record. Lineage: Eukaryota; Fungi; Ascomycota; Eurotiomycetes; Eurotiales; Aspergillaceae. The transcript has 3 exons. The coding region runs from base 1 to 2094 and encodes 697 amino acids.